AUUCCGUGCUUUACACAGUAUGGCCGGCGAUAUUAGCUAGCACUCGCUAACGGUAUUCUCUGCAAAAGGGAAGACGGUAACUCAAGAAAAUCAACACCUGGAUUGCUUUAAGGACUGUAACUCAAUAAAUUAUAACGGAUCGAAGAAGGCUUGAUCAAGUUGUUAACGUUACAACCAAAAUUUAAUAUUUUUGUUGGGUAUCUGUUGUCUCAUGAUGGAAGAUAACGGUGCACAUUUCUUCGAGGGGACUGAAAAGCUGUUGGAGGUGUGGUUCUCUCGGCAGGAUGAGACCAAAGGAACCGGGGACCUCCGUACCAUCCCAAGGUUUGAGUGGGACAAACUUCUGGAGACUGUGCAUUGUUUGAUCAUAAGUGUGACAAAGUCUGACAAGCAGGAAGCUUAUAUACUCAGUGAGAGUAGCAUGUUUGUCUCCAAGAGACGUUUCAUUUUGAAGACGUGCGGAACCACCCUCUUACUGCAAGCACUGGUGCCUCUGCUGGAACUCGCCAGGGAGUACUGCGGUUUUGAUGCCAUCGAGAAUUUCUUCUACUCCCGCAAGAACUUUAUGAAGCCCACCCAUCAAGAGUUCCCUCAUCGAAACUUCCAGGAGGAAGUGGACUUUCUCAGCCAGAUUUUCCCAAAUGGUGCAGCCUACUGUAUGGGACGUUUGAACUCUGACUGCUGGUACCUGUUUACCCUGGACUUACCAGAGUACUGGGAGAACAAGCAUGCGGAUCAGACGCUGGAAGUUCUGAUGAGCGACCUCGAUCCAGCCAUUAUGGACCAGUUCUAUAUGAAAGAUGGUGUUUCUGCAAGUGAUGUCACUCGUAUGAGUGGAAUUCGUGACCUGAUACCAGGUUCUGUGAUCGAUGCCACAAUGUUCAACCCAUGUGGCUACUCAAUGAAUGGAAUGAAGACCGACGGAACUUACUGGACCAUCCACAUCACACCGGAACCGGAGUUCUCCUACGUCAGCUUCGAAACCAACCUCUCCCAGACGUCGUACGACGACCUGGUCAGCAAGGUGGUCGAGGUUUUCAAGCCGGGAAAGUUUGUGACCACGCUUUUUGUCAAUCAGAGCUCAAAAUGUCGCAGCAUCUUUUCUCCUGCCCAGAAGGUGGACGGCUACAAGCGUCUGGAUCGCCAGCUCGCUCAAUUUAACGAGUAUAAUUUCGUCUUCACAAGCUACGCCAAGAGCCGCCAGCAGAACCAGCAGAGCUGAGGGUCAAGGAUGAAGAAGAGGCUCAGAAAGAAAGGUUGCCGCUCACGGCCGCGCCCCACCUCUGGCCGACCUUUCCCCCCCGCAGAGAGCUUGUCCUCCUCUUCCUCCCUCACCCACCGCGUCUUGUGGCCUCCCGG
Pungitius pungitius (ninespine stickleback) is the source of this 1359-nucleotide messenger RNA. RefSeq names its product adenosylmethionine decarboxylase 1 (gene amd1). Gene Ontology annotation, cellular component: cytosol. The coding region runs from base 212 to 1222 and encodes 336 amino acids. Lineage: Eukaryota; Metazoa; Chordata; Actinopteri; Perciformes; Gasterosteidae. The transcript has 9 exons. Gene Ontology annotation, molecular function: adenosylmethionine decarboxylase activity. Gene Ontology annotation, biological process: spermidine biosynthetic process; spermine biosynthetic process. The record is from RefSeq and is a predicted model, not a curated record.